This is a messenger RNA of Alosa sapidissima (American shad), 8095 nucleotides long. It is a transcript of the gene abca1b, whose product is annotated as ATP-binding cassette, sub-family A (ABC1), member 1B. Gene Ontology annotation, molecular function: ABC-type transporter activity; ATP binding; lipid carrier activity. Bases 135 to 7001 code for a protein of 2288 amino acids. Gene Ontology annotation, cellular component: intracellular membrane-bounded organelle; membrane. NCBI's taxonomy places the organism in Eukaryota, Metazoa, Chordata, Actinopteri, Clupeiformes, Clupeidae. The transcript has 47 exons. The record is from RefSeq and is a predicted model, not a curated record. Gene Ontology annotation, biological process: transmembrane transport; lipid transport.
AGGAACCACCGGGACGGGGUGCGCGAGAGCUAGAGUGAGCCGUCUGCUUUCUCUCCCUGAAGGAAAUACACCGAAAGAUCUAAAAGGAGACAGCGCGUGCCGAGGGGUAAGAACGGCACAGGUAGCGGGGAGAGAUGUCCAUCUCCACACAGUUGGGCCUCCUGCUGUGGAAGAACUUCACCUACAGACGGAGACAGACGCUUCAGCUUCUGGUCGAGAUCGUCUGGCCUCUCUUAAUCUUCUUCAUUCUCAUCGCUGUGAGGAUCAACUACCCACCCUACGAGCAACAUGAAUGUCACUUCCCAAACAAGGCAAUGCCCUCAGCGGGCACGUUGCCAUGGAUACAGGGCAUUGUCUGCAAUGCCAACAACCCCUGCUUCAGACACCCAACACCAGGAGAAUCACCAGGGGUCGUUGGAAAUUUCAACGAUUCCAUAAUCUCUCGGUUGUUCACCGACGCUAAGAAGAUCCUGCUGUAUAGCCAGAAUGACCGCAGCCUGGACGGCUUUAAAGAUCUCUUCAGCGCACUCAAGACCCUGCAAAACAACUCUGAAGGGUUCCGGCUGAAACACUUCCUACGCGAUGAUGAAACUUUGUCAACAUUCCUGACCCUUAACGCAUCACUUCCUGAAGACGCCGUCAAGGAGAUUGUGGAGGCAGAAGUCAACUUGGAAAAGGUGCUGGUUAAAGGCCUGGGUGUGCACCUGAGGGACAUGUGCAAUGCGACGCUGGUGGAGGAGUUUGUGCACAUCUCCAACCGGAGUGUAUCCCAGCAUGUGCACCAGGCCGUGUGCCAGAGACCACAGACAUGGCUCAACCAGGCCGAGGAGCUCUUUCUGGACAACCUGGACUUCCUCAAGGCCCUGAGGUCUGAUAUAAGGGCUGACCCUGAAGAUCUAAAACAGGUUGCCAUGGCGACGGAUAAUCUCCUGGAGAGUCUGGGGGCACUGGCUGUAGAGCUGGCCAGCAUGCGCAGCUGGAGUGAUCUGCGGAACGAGAUCCUGUUCCUUACCCAGAAUGCCACGGGUUCACCGGCGCAGAUGUACCAGGCGGUGUCCCGCAUCGUGUGUGGGCAUCCAGAGGGCGGCGGACUCAAGAUCAAAUCCCUCAACUGGUACGAGGACAGCAACUUCCAGGCCCUGUUCGGUAACCACGGCAACAGCAGCGAGGACGAGCCCACAUCCACCUAUGACAACACCUCCACCCCCUACUGUAACAGUCUGAUGAAGAAUAUGGAGGCGAGCCCCAUCUCUCGGAUGAUCUGGCAGGCGCUCAAGCCUCUGCUCAUGGGCAAGAUCCUGUACACGCCCGACACCCCCGCCACGCAAACCAUCAUCAAGGAGGUGAACCGCACCUUCCAAGAGCUGGGCAUUCUGCGUGACCUGGGGGGCAUGUGGGUGGAACUGCGUCCAAAGCUCUGGAGCUUUAUGGAGGACAGCGAACAGGUCAACCUACUCAGGUCUCUGCUGAAGAAUAACGUGUCUGCGGUGUUCCUGCGCCACCACCUGGUGGGGACGGACUGGAGUGUGGAGGACAUCUCCAGCUUCCUGUCCAGACAGUCCGAGGAUCAACGGCCGCCGGGGUCCGCUCUCACCUGGAGGGACAUCUUCAACGAGACUGACCAGGCCAUCACCAGCAUCUCACGCUUCAUGGAGUGUGUGAAUCUGGAUAAGCUGGAGCCGGUGCCGUCGGAGGAGAAGAUGGUGAACGAGUCCAUGGUGCUGCUGGAGAACAGGAAGUUCUGGGCGGGGCUUGUGUUCCCCGAUAUUCCAGCCAAUAGCAGCGAGCUUCCGCACCACGUCAACUUCAAGAUCCGUAUGGACAUCGACAAUGUGGAGCGCACCAACAAGAUCAAAGACGCGUACUGGGACCCCGGUCCCCGAGCGGACCCGUUUGAGGACCUCCGCUAUGUGUGGGGAGGAUUCUCCUACCUGCAGGACAUUGUGGAACACAGCAUCAUCAGGGCCGUUACCGGGACAACCGAGAAGACUGGUGUCUACAUCCAGCAGAUGCCUUAUCCUUGCUACGUCGAUGACAUUUUCCUGCGUGUGAUGAGCCGCUCGAUGCCACUGUUCAUGACGCUGGCGUGGAUGUACUCGGUGGCCAUCAUCAUCAAGAGCGUCGUGUACGAGAAGGAGGCGCGGCUCAAGGAGACCAUGAGGAUCAUGGGACUGGACAACGGCAUCCUCUGGUUCAGCUGGUUCAUUAGCAGCCUUAUCCCUCUGCUCAUCAGCGCCGCCCUGCUGGUGCUGCUGCUCAAGAUGGGUAACCUCCUGCCCUACAGUGACCCGGGCGUGGUCUUCCUGUUCCUGAGUUCCUUCGCCGUGGUAACCAUCAUGCAGUGCUUCCUCAUCAGCACGGUGUUCUCGCGCGCCAACCUGGCCGCUGCCUGUGGAGGCAUCAUCUACUUCACCCUCUACCUGCCCUACGUGCUGUGUGUCGCCUGGGAGGAGUAUGUGGGCUUCUCCACCAAAGUGGUCGCUAGCCUGCUGUCCCCGGUGGCAUUUGGCUUUGGCUGUGAGUACUUUGCGCUGUUUGAGGAGCAGGGUCUGGGCAUCCAGUGGAGCAACCUGCUGGACAGUCCACACCAGGAGGACGACUACAGCCUGACCACGUCCCUGCUCAUCAUGUACUUCGAUGCUGCCCUCUACGCCCUCCUCACCUGGUACAUCGAGGCCGUAUUCCCUGGUCAGUACGGCAUCCCACGGCCCUGGUACUUCCCCUUCACCCGCUCCUACUGGUUUGGGGACGGCCAAGGGGCCAAAGGUGGCGCCGCCACGCAGGGCCGGAGGGAAAACGCAGCCGGUGUGUGUAUGGAGGAGGAGCCAGUGCAUCUCCCUCUGGGUGUGUACAUAGAGAAUCUGGUGAAGGUGUAUCGGCACGGCAGGAAGCUAGCCGUAGACGGCCUCUCGCUCGGCUUCUACGAGGGACAGAUCACGUCCUUCCUGGGCCACAACGGAGCCGGCAAGACCACCACCAUGUCCAUCCUGACAGGGCUGUUCCCGCCCACCUCUGGCACGGCCUACAUCCUGGGCAAAGACAUCCGCUCCGACCUGAGCGCCAUCCGACAGAGUCUUGGAGUGUGUCCUCAACACAACGUCCUCUUCAGCAUGCUGACGGUGGAGGAGCACAUCUGGUUCUAUGCGCGACUGAAGGGCCUAUCUGAGGAGAGGGUGAAGGAGGAAAUGGAGCAGAUUCUGACCGACACAGGCCUGCCUCACAAACGCAGCUCAUGCACCAGCACUCUUUCAGGUGGCAUGCAAAGAAAGCUGUCGGUGGCUCUGGCGUUUGUGGGUGGCUCUCAGGUCGUGAUUCUUGAUGAGCCGACGGCGGGAGUUGACCCCUACGCACGCCGAGGCAUCUGGGACCUACUGCUGAAAUACCGUGCCGGCCGCACCAUCAUUCUGUCGACACACCACAUGGACGAGGCGGACAUCCUGGGCGACCGGAUUGCCAUCAUCUCGCACGGACGCCUGUGCUGCGUGGGCUCCUCCCUCUACCUGAAGACGCAGCUGGGCAGCGGCUACUACCUCACACUGGUCAAGAGAGACGGCGAGCAGUCCCUCAACUCCUGCAGAAACUCCGCCAGCACGGUGUCCUACAGCAAGAAGGAGGAUAAUGGCUCUGACAGUAGUUCUGAUGCGGGUCUCGGCAGUGAUCAGGAAAGUGAAGCCGCCACAGCCGUCGUGGACUCAGUGGUGCCCCCUGCAGACGUGUCUCUGAUCUGCGGCGUGAUUCUGAAGCACGUUCCUGGAGCUCGGCUGGUGGAGGACCUCGGACAUGAGAUCACCUUUGUACUGCCCUACGCGUCCGCCAAAGACGGGGCCUUCGUCGAGCUCUUCCAUGAGAUGGACGAUCGCCUUGCUGACCUCGGCAUCUCAAGCUAUGGCGUGUCUGACACUACGCUGGAAGAGAUCUUCCUGAAGGUUGCACAGGACAGUGGAGUUGACACUGAAAUCAUCUCAGAUGGAACCCUGCCCGUGCGUAGGCGACGCAGACACCAUGCGUUUGGAGGAGACCACCAGAGCUGCCUGAAACCCAACACUGAAGAUGACCAGAACGACAACGACUCAGAAGCAGAUCCAGAAUCUCGUGAGACGGAUUGGCUCAGUGGUGUGGACGGUAAAGGUGCCUAUCAGGUGAAGGGGUGGAGCCUUCGGAAGCAGCAGUUUGUGGCGUUGCUAUGGAAACGAUUCCUUUAUGCCCGUCGCUCCAGGAAGGGGUUCUUUGCCCAGAUUGUGUUGCCUGCUGUGUUUGUGUGCAUCGCUCUGGUGUUCAGCCUCAUCGUUCCUCCCUUUGGCAAAUACCCCAGCCUUGCCCUGCAGCCCUGGAUGUACGAGGAACAGAACACCUUCAUCAGUAAUGACGCCCCUGAAGACGCCUCCAUGCAGAGACUCCUGGCGGCUCUCAUGGACGGACCAGGCUUAGGAACUCGCUGCAUGAUCGACCGUCCAGCACCGAAUAUGCAGUGCACCAUGGGGGAUGAGGAUUGGCUAGUGCCAGAGGUUCCGGAGAGUGUUCUGGCCCUGUUCGCCUCUCAGAACUGGACCAUGGAUGACCCGUCUCCGGCGUGCGAGUGCAGUUGCCAGGGCAACAAGCGGAUGCUCCCAGAGUGCCCUGCAGGCGCAGGCGGCCUCCCGCCACCACAGAUAAAGAUAAGUGCUCUGGACACGCUUCAGAAUCUGACCAGUAGGAACAUCUCCGACUACUUGGUGAAGACCUACGCUCAGAUCAUUGGCAAAAGUUUGAAUAACAAGAUCUGGGUGAAUGAGUUCAGAUAUGGAGGCUUCUCAUUGGGCGCGCGGAGUACCCAGGUCCUUCCUCCAGCAGCGGAGAUUGACGAUGCCAUUAGUCGAGUGCGGGAGAUCUUCCACCUGGAGGAAGGUUCUGGAACUGCAGCUGACCGCUUCCUGCACAGCCUCUCAGGGUUCAUCAACGGCCUGGACACAAAGAACAACGUCAAGGUGUGGUUUAAUAAUAAAGGCUGGCACAGCAUGGGCGCCUUCCUCAACGUGAUGAGCAACGGCAUCCUGCGUGCCAACCUGCCCGCGGGCAAAGACCCCGCCUCCUUUGGCAUCACCGUCCACAACCACCCACUCAACCUGACCAAGGAGCAGGUCUCCCAGGUGGCACUGGUGACCACCUCAGUGGACGUGCUGGUGUCCAUCUGCGUGAUCUUCGCCAUGUCCUUCGUCCCCGCGAGCUUCGUAGUCUUUCUCAUCCAGGAGCGUAUCAACAAAGCCAAACACAUGCAGUUCAUCAGCGGAGUGCAGCCCUUACUCUACUGGCUGGCCACCUUCGUCUGGGAUAUGUGUAACUACUUUGUACCGGCGACCCUCGUCAUCAUCAUCUUCAUCUGCUUCCAACAAGAGGCGUAUGUCUCCUCCACCAACCUGCCUGUGCUGGCCCUCCUGCUGCUGUUAUACGGGUGGUCCAUCACUCCCCUGAUGUACCCGGCGUCCUUCUUCUUUAAUAUCCCGAGCACGGCCUACGUGGUCUUGACCAGUGUCAACAUCCUCAUUGGGAUCAACGGCAGCAUCUCCACCUUCGUCCUCGAGCUGUUCGGCAACAACGAGAUCGGUGGGAUCAAUGACGUGCUGAAGAACGUGUUCCUCAUUUUCCCGCACUUCUGUUUGGGGCGUGGUCUCAUCGACAUGGUGAAGAACCAGGCCAUGGCUGAUGCCCUGGAACGUUUCGGGGAGAACCGGUUCCGCUCGCCCCUGGACUGGGACAUGGUGGGGAAGAACCUGUUUGCCAUGGCAGUGGAGGGGGCGGUGUUCUUCAUCAUCACCAUCCUCAUCCAGUACCGCUUCUUCUUCAAGCCCAGUUCUAUGAGUGUGAAGCUGAGGCCUGUAGGGGAGGAGGAUGAGGACGUGGCGAGAGAACGCCAUCGGAUAGUGAGCGGAGCAGGACAAGGAGACAUCCUGGAGCUGAGACAACUCACUAAGGUAUACAAGAAGAAGCAGAAGCCGGCAGUGGAUCGCUUGUGUGUGGGCAUCCCCCCAGGAGAGUGUUUCGGGUUGUUGGGAGUGAAUGGUGCAGGGAAGACCAGCACUUUUAAGAUGCUGACUGGAGACUCACCGGUCACCAGUGGAGAGGCCUUCCUAGCAGGGAAGAGUAUUCUGCGUGAGAUUGAUGAGGUGCAUCAGAACAUGGGCUACUGCCCUCAGUUUGAUGCCAUCCACGACCUCCUGACGGGCCGAGAGCAUUUGGAGUUCUACGCCAUCCUCAGAGGGGUGCCCGAGGACGAAGUCUGCGAUGUAGCAGAGUGGGGCAUCCGUAAGCUGGGUCUGGUGAAGUACGUGGACAAAGCCGCAGGCAGUUACAGUGGAGGCAACAUGAGGAAGCUCUCUACUGCCAUCGCCCUGAUUGGAGGCCCUCCUGUCGUGUUCCUGGAUGAGCCGACCACUGGGAUGGACCCUAAAGCCCGCAGAGCCCUCUGGGACUGUAUCCACAGCAUCAUCAAGGAGGGACGAUCAGUGGUGCUCACCUCACACAGUAUGGAGGAGUGUGAGGCCUUGUGUACACGCAUGGCCAUCAUGGUCAACGGCCGGUUCCGUUGCCUGGGCAGCGUGCAGCACCUGAAGAACCGCUUUGGUGACGGCUACACCAUCGUCCUGCGCGUGGGCGGUCCCGAGCCGGACCUGGGCCCGGUGAUGGCGUUCAUCCAGGCCGAGUUCCCCGGAUCACUGCUGAAGGAAAAGCACAGGAACCUGCUGCAGUACCAGCUGCCCUCGGCCCUCAGCUCCCUGGCCUGGAUCUUCAGCACACUGGCCAAGCACAAGCAGCGCCUCUGCAUAGAGGACUACUCCGUUUCACAGACCACACUAGACCAGGUGUUUGUGAACUUUGCUAAAGACCAGAGUGAUGACCCAUUGGAACACGCCAAGGACCUAUCAGUGCGUCUCAAAGACACGCUGGUGGGCAUGUCCCUCCUAAACUCCGCCCACGGCCCCUCCCCCAAACCACCACCAAAGGAGGUCAAGGACAGUUUUGUGUGACUCCUCGUCGCCUGGCAACCAGGACGGCGUGCUCGCAAGGACACCUUCAUCCUCCUCCUUGCGUCUCCCUGUUGCUGUGGCGACGACCUCUGACCUGUAAUUCUGCCGUGGGAGGUACCGCCUGCAGGGGGGCCCGUGGAGACAGAGGAGCUCAAUGCAAGUCAAUGCAACUGCAAUUUCCAACACACACACACACCAAUGAGUGUGUGUUUCACUUGAACAAUUGCCAUGAUUGAUGUCCUUGUCUAUGUGUGUGUGUGUGUGUGUGUGUGUGUGUGUGUGUGUGUGUGUGUGUGUGUGUGUAUCUGGGGCCCAGUCAUAGUCCCCAGUUGUAUGUGUGACUCAGUUCUCUAAAGCACACACACACAUGAAGAAUCAUCUCAGUCUCAGAGACAUUUGAGUGUUUGAUCUCUGCGUUUAACAUGUGCCUUUAUUUAUGCUGUAAAUAGAAACAGAAUCUAUGAACCACUUUUACAAUUUUAGAAUUGAAGUCCAAUUGGGCAUUAUGUAUUGUGUUGACUAAUCAGAGCGAUUGUGGUAAGGCCUUGGUGUGUGAUUGAAGCGAUUGCUCUUUUGUAAUAAAUGUUUAUUAAGAGAUUUGCUAGGGGACUUUUGCUUUGCUAAGUCAAGCUGCACAAUCACAGCACCUGAAUACCUCAGCUGAUUCAACAGUAUAGGCAGUAUUCAUGGCAACAAUGUCAUGAUAGAAUCCAAACGUAUCAGUAUCCAAAACAACUAAGACUUCUAGAGUCCAACCAUUUCAGUUCCUACAACUAACUACUUCUAGAAUCUAUGUAGGCAUAAUAACUAACUUCUAGAGUCCAAAAAUGUCAGUAUUCAUAGCGACAAGACACUAAACAGAGUUCAGUCCAGUGCCGUGUCCAGAUACCUAAAGGAAGAGAGGGAGAGGAGCACUGAGUGACCUGGGUUCGUAUGAGCCGCCCCUGAGAGUGACUCCAGGUGGCGCUGGUGUGCUCAUGACAGCACUGUGUCUGUUCUUGGCUGGCUGUGUUAAGAGGACUGUAUGCACUAGCCUGCCACUGGGGGGCGAUGUUACUCACUAACCUCAACAAUAAAACUACCACAAAUCUGUA